Cooperia oncophora is the source of this 378-nucleotide messenger RNA. The record is from the annotation of a GenBank genome assembly. NCBI's taxonomy places the organism in Eukaryota, Metazoa, Nematoda, Chromadorea, Rhabditida, Trichostrongylidae.
UUGUCAUUCCAGCUCCUGCACCUCCUCCUCGGUCUCACUGCUGCCGCAUUUGCUGGGUCGUAUAUUCCACCCGGUGAAGAUGGUGAUUCAUGUAUAACACGGAACUUGUGCUCGCAUGGAACAGUUUGCGUUCAGACCCUUACAGGCCCACGAUGCAUGGCUAAAGAUCCAGACAAUAAUUGCGACAAGAAAACAUGCUCUGCGGGAAAAGCAUGCGAGUACAGUGAACCAGAAUGUAAUCCGGACACGGUAUGCUAUGCGGAACCGAAGUGCAAGAACCAACUAUCCCAAAUUACACCUGUGGAGCAAGGCACACAAAUGGUCGCUAACACAUUCAGUGCAACAGAUAUGCGCAUCAAUCCGCCAGGUUUUAGGUAA